AUGGAUAAUCACGACAAGACCAUAUCUAAUUGCAAAAGGUGCAAUCAGUCAGAUACGGUGGACGCUCGAAUGGUUGCAUGCGAUCAGUGUCAGCUUUGGGAGCACUUCACGUGUGCAGGCGUAGACGAUACGGUCAAAGAUUUACCGUAUUUAUGUAAGGCUUGUGCUGCGCAGGUGAGUGCCGAUAACUCGAAAAAUACGAAUAAGUUACGAGCCGACAAUAGGUCCGCCAAAUCCGGUGGAAGAUCGGUCUCGAAAAAGAGUUCUAAGCUGCCCUCCGUUACUGUGAGUCAAACCGCGAGUGCACGAGCGGCGGCUUUGAAAGCGCAAAUGAAGCUUAUUGAAGAGGAGAAACAAAUUAAAGGGCAGGAGUUGAAGGAGCAAGAAGAAUUGCAGAAUCUUGAACUGGAAGAAGAACGAAGGAUGAUCGUAGAGAAAAAGCAACUGUUGGAAGAAGAAAGGAAGCUACGCCAACGAAGACUAGAAGAACAACGGGCGUUGCUUAAGAAGCAGCAAUUCAUCCGUCGAGAAUCGAUGGAAAAGAAGAAUGAAGUAAUCAAACAAGUAUCAGAGCGAGGGAGCGAAACAAGCUCGGUUCCCGACUCAGGCGACAAAUUGAAAGAUUGGCUGGAGGACCACCAUACCGACGGAAGAUCUAUGGAGAAAACAACGGGGGAACAGGAAACGCAUAAAGGCCUUCGACCAAUGGUCUCCAUAGACCCGUUGGCUCUUCAGCGCAUGACGUCAUACCGAAAUAUCCUUGCAGCUACGCGGACAUCAGUUCGUGAACCACAAAGACAGACCAUCUGA
Armigeres subalbatus is the source of this 810-nucleotide messenger RNA. RefSeq lists its product as uncharacterized. The transcript has a single exon. The record is from RefSeq and is a predicted model, not a curated record. Lineage: Eukaryota; Metazoa; Arthropoda; Insecta; Diptera; Culicidae. Bases 1 to 810 code for a protein of 269 amino acids.